Molecule: messenger RNA, 7352 nt
Organism: Stegostoma tigrinum
Lineage: Eukaryota; Metazoa; Chordata; Chondrichthyes; Orectolobiformes; Stegostomatidae
Product: chondroitin sulfate N-acetylgalactosaminyltransferase 1-like
Exons: 10
Coding region: 1400-3007 (535 amino acids)
Cellular component (GO): Golgi cisterna membrane
Molecular function (GO): glucuronosyl-N-acetylgalactosaminyl-proteoglycan 4-beta-N-acetylgalactosaminyltransferase activity
Source: RefSeq, a predicted model, not a curated record
GAGAUGCUCAACUCCUCCAAGCAGUCCUCUUGGCAUUGGAAAACAAAAGUGGAGCUGUCUGAUAUAGCUUCCAGUCUGUGACAAAGAUUACGGAUUGACUUCUGGCGUUGCAAAGUGAGAGCUGGUCGUAAACUCCGUUGCAAUCUACUGGAAGCUUUCUGUUUACAGGAGUGAUCGGAGGCGAGGCGGCAAAUAGUGCCAAACCCCAUGGCACCGCGCUGUUUCUUUCUGAGGGCAGAGACGUUCAGGACGCCAGGAACAUUAGACAUGUUUGUGCGUUCCACGUGCAGACUCAAUGGCAACAAUAUGCUGUAAUCUUCCCAUCAGUGAAACUGCACAGCUGGUCCCCGCAGACGCUCGGCUGUGCUCUGAAGCUGGCCUAAGUCAGGUCGAGAACUGUAUUCACUGUUACCGCUGCACAGUGGAGCCUUUGACGCAACAUUAAAAGGAAAGGAGGACUUGAUCCCUGUUUCCAUCGGUUGCCAGGUUGGCCCAAACUGAGAUCUGUGGCGUUAUUUUUCACGCUGUGUCCCACCCGGAAAUUGGUGUGAGGAUUUCUGCCGUGCAAUGGGAUUCCUAUUGGAUUGUUUGCUUUCAGAAGCUAGUUGAGCUGAAGGAGAAGCUUUCAUUCUGUGUCCACUGACUGGAGCACUUACUUCGAUGCUGCUACUUUAACAGGCAACCUCGGAGUUAAAAUUAACACUUGAGAAACCGAGACAAGCUGUACCGCCGCUGGACUCUGAGAAUCGCUUGAUCUCUUUUGCCAUUUUUUUUGAAAGAAGCAAUUGGAAAAUAGAACGUCAGAAGUUUUCCUGCCUGUAUCCGGACAUCUUCGAGAAUACCAGCACAGACUUGUGCUUGUGUAAGCUACACACUUCACUGGUGUAUUUGUAUGUUAACGCUUCUCAUGUUUUUUUAAUCUUGCUAAGACCUAUUCUUUGCGGUGAGAACAUCUUAACAAAAAAGCGUGUGAAUUCUGUCAAGUUUAGUGGAGAGAAGAUUGGGAAAAUCCAAUUGGCAGAUCUAGCCAUGAAGAAGAAUUCAGAGUGUAUUUGUGGCUGUUUCCUAGAAUAAUCCAACCUGGGAUGAAGCUGUUUCAGACCUGGUAAUGAAUAAUGAGGAUGUAGUGUGUAAGAGCUGCUGGAAACCAAGGAUGAGGGACCUCGUUGGCUAGGCAGCAUUUAUUGCCCAUCCCUAAUUGCCCAGAGGGCAGUGAAGCAUUAACCACGUUGCUGUGGGUCUGGAGUCACAUGUAGGCCAGACCAGUGUUCGUCAGAGGAAGACCCUCGCUGGAAAUGUGGAGAAUUGCAAGAACUGAACCACUUAGUUCAGGGAGUGAUGGUGUCACUGUCAAAUCGAUCUGGACUGAUUAACCAGACUGGCACUCCAGAUAGGCUAGAUGUGGUUAAGAAUGAUGCGGAGAGGAAUGCCAACAUGGAUUUGGCGACUCGCUAUGGUAUUGGUUCUACUGUGUUGCAUAGUUUCCUUGUUGUACAUGUUGGCAUGCACUCCAAAGGUGGAAGAUGGCCAGCCCAUACUGCCGAGGGUGGGUGGCACAACUGGUAAGGAUAAUUUGCAGGUGCUGCUUGAGGAACGUGAGCAGCAACACCGUAAUUACAUCACCAGUUUAAAGAGACAAAUUGCGCAACUGAAGGAGGAACUGCAGGAACGCAGCGAGCAGCUGAAGGCUGCACAGGAUCACUAUGGUGACUCGCUCGGAGUUCAUGUUGACCGGAGCAGCCCGGAAAAGACACCAGCAGGUCUGCUUGAAUUUCUGCACUCUCAGAUUGACAAAGCAGAAGUCUACUCUGCAGUCAGACUGCCCACGGAAUAUUCAGUGAUACCGUUCGAGAGCUUCACUUUACAGAAAGUGUACCAGCUGGAAAUGGGCCUGACGCGGCACCCUGAGGAGAAACCAGUCCGAAAGGAUAAACGAGACGAGCUGGUGGAAGCUAUUGAGGUUGCACUAGAAUUUCUGAACACCCCUGAAGAUGAAGGAGCGACAAAUCAGCGCAUGCAUGCAGCUGCUGACUUUGUUGAAGGUAUCUAUCGCACUGAGAAAGAUAAAGGCACUUUGUAUGAGCUGACUUUCAAAGGAGACCAAGCCCAUGAGUUCAAACGCUUAGUUUUAUUUCGUCCCUUUGGCCCCAUCAUAAAAGUGAAAAAGGCAAAAGUGGAUACAUCCAACAUGCUGAUUAAUAUCAUAGUGCCUCUGGCGAAAAGAGCUGAUAAAUUCCGACAGUUUAUGCACAAUUUCAGGGAGGUGUGUAUACGACUGGAUGGCCGAGUUCACCUCACUGUGGUCUACUUUGGGACAGAACAAAUGACUGAAGUAAAAUCCAUACUUGAAUACAUAUCUAGAGAAGCAAAUUACAGGAACUACACCUUCAUUCUAUUGAAGGAGGAUUUCUCACGUGGGAAAGGAUUGGAUGUUGGUGCCCGGGCUUGGAAAGGGAACAAUGUCCUGCUGUUUUUUUGCGACGUCGAUAUAUACUUCACAGCGGAGUUCCUGAACACAUGCAGAUUGAACGCCCAGCCAGGAAAGAAGGUUUUCUACCCAGUCCUCUUCAGCCAAUAUAACCCUACCAUUAUUUAUGGUGGUCAUGACUCCAUUCCACUGAUUGAACAACAGUUGGUGAUUAAGAAAGAUUCAGGCUUCUGGAGGGACUUUGGUUUUGGAAUGACUUGCCAAUAUAGAUCAGACUUCAUCAAUAUAGGUGGUUUUGACUUGGACAUAAAAGGUUGGGGUGGUGAGGAUGUUCACCUGUAUCGCAAAUACCUGCACAGUGACCUGAUAGUGAUUCGGACACCGGUCCGCGGACUCUUCCACCUUUGGCACGAGAAGCGUUGUGUGGAUGAGCUGACCCCCGAGCAGUACCGCAUGUGUAUGCAGUCGAAAGCCAUGAACGAGGCCUCCCAUGCCCAGCUGGGAAUGCUGGUCUUCAGGCAUGAGAUUGAAGCUCACCUCCGCAAACAGCGACACAAGACCAGUGUGAAGAAAACGUAAGAGCAGCCCCAGGCUGCAUUUCCUUUAGCACUGGGGGGGGAACCUGAUGUUGAUAGCCAGGCAACCCGGAAACAAAUAGUUUUCAAAUUGCGUCCUGCAAUGUGAAACGCCUCCAUUCCACUGUCGUUUGCUGUUCUCCUUCGACCUAAGUGAAAGUCAAGCAUGCUACCAGUUAGAUUUACAGUUUGGAACGUCUAUAGCUUCAGGGUCAGUCAGAGGUUAAUUAAGAUAAAUUCCAUUGCUCAGAAAGAGACAUGAAAUUGGAUGCUGGCCCCUUGGGUCACUGACACUGCAGUGUGCACGUGUAUAGUACUUAAAUAUUCUCAUUAAAAGGAUGGCUUCGUUUUGUCAAGGACUUGCUCUGAAGAAUCAAUCAACAGUUCAUGGCUCGAAUGGUCACUUAGGUCAAUUGUAAAUGUUACGGUAAGUAUGGAGGAAGAAGCCUAUUUAGCUUGUUCCAGCUAAUUCUUCCAACAACAUCCUAUUUGUUAGUCUCCAGCCAUUAUACUGUGUUCACUCCAUCAGUUGAUCAUCUUAAAUUGACUUUUUUGACUGCAACCCCCAAAGGCUAUUUCACAAUUUAAUGUAUCGUUUUCUGUUCUGCUUGCUAUCUUGUAACUCUAAGAUUGCCUGCAGUGACCUCCCUUCAAGCCUGAAGAGUGCAAGUUUUGGAGAGAUCGCUUUCUAAUUCAGUCCUCUGACAAUGGGGAAAUUAGCCUCAAAGCUCUGGUCUGCAUUGCCUUCAACAAAAUGCACUUUUCCCCUGUGAUCCAGACGUAAUGUCAAGGGGCAUUCUGACCAGCGCACUGUCAAACAGCUUAAUUUGUAAAGCACCUUAUCAUAAGUCUCUGAAUGGCCCAAAGGUUUUUUUUGGAUGGAUAACUAUUUACUGUGAAGUAGCUGGUUAAGGAGGAAACGUGACAGCUAUUUUUCUGCCGUACAAACCUUUACAGCCAGUUGAACAAUAUCUUUUUCCCCUUCAAAGACCUGUUGAAGGACUUGCUUCAAAAUAUGCUGUGCAGCUUUGUCAGCAGAAUUGUUUACUGCUUGUUAAAUGUUUGUGAAGAUUCCUCACUGCUUUGCAUGUUCCCCCCCACCCCCCCCAACUCAUGAAGCAUUGCUAUUGCAUUUCCUUCAGUCCUAUGUGCAAUAUUCCAUGCAGAGGUUAAUCAGUUACCUGCUGUAUCUAGCCCCUUGGGCAGAUCUCUGUCUCCUUAGAUAAAAGCAGAGGGACUGUUUUGACCUGCAUCCUCACAAACGCGGCAGCAACAUAUCCAAGUGUUGAGCUUAGACCAAAAGUAAAAAGGAUCGUCAGAUGGCCAACAGAUUCCAGGAGAGCAAAGCCUGCUCCCAAAGAUGUGGCUGACAGCUUUGCUUCUGCAAACCUGUUCUCGCUAAUACUGGACACACAGGGGCAAUUCCAAGUCUGAAUAUUCCAGUGAAUUAAUGACUCAAGCUAUUGCAAUUGCACUUUUGUUUGUUUGCUUUCUGACUUUUGGCAGCCUGCUGUGUAGAAAGUGGAAACCUUACUGAAAAAAUAAAAUCGUUCUACAGUUUAGUGAGGUCAUGUAUGAACAACAUGGUAAUGAACUGUGCGCAUUGUUGCCUUAAAGUUGUCAAUUGAUAUAAUGAUAUUUUCCUGCAAACAUUGUUUUAACAGCAGCUGAACCAACAGGUUCCAUCACAAAUUACAUUUCACAAUCACCUUUUAUUCUUCUACAGUCAGGUCGAGCAGGAAAUAGAUUAGGAAAACCCCUAGGAAUGUACCAUAUGAUUUGUUUCAUCUCUACUCAAAUCAUGAAGCUGACGAUAGUGUUGAACUAUUGCACUGCAGUCAUCCAUUUAUUUCAAGUCACUGUAAUUUGUUUAGAGGCAAAACAACUGUCAGCUAUUUCUGUUGUAUCUCUGUUGUAACUGACCAAGGCAGAGAGGAAUUAUAGAUUAUCAAGAGGAGAUUUUGUUUUGUUUGGGCUAUGGACUCUGACUGGCAAUCUCCUCGUUGUUCUUGCAGGAAAGGUUAGCUAGCAGGUUCCAUAAAGCUAAGUUAUGUCCAACCCAAUGUUAUGGGACCGGAAUCUGCUGGUAUUGACAUGACCCAUGCGCACCUUGACAUUUGAAGUGGGUGGGAUUUCAUGGCUUUGAGAUGCUGCAGAAGUAGCCUUGGUGAAUGCACACAAGAGUUGGCUUCAAGAAGCAAAGCAAGUCAAGAUUAAAAUGGAAUUUGAGCUUGAGUAUUUGAAGUUAGAACAGCAAAUGUCUAGAAAGUCAUAUCAAGUAAGAGAGAGAAAAAAAAUAAUGGUUAAUUCUAGAGACUUCCAGCAUUUGUUUCUUUUUACACAUUUGAAGGUCUUGCUGAGAGGCUGCGAGCAUUUGGUUAACCAAUAUCUUGCAGGAGCUUUGGUCUCUCAGCAGCUUUAGAAAUGCAGAGAUGAUUUGGGUUUUGGCAGGCAAUUGAUCAGAAGUCACAAUAGCCCCAUUAACGUGGAGAUCCUAUCUCCAGCAGCACCAAUCACAAAUAAAUUUGGUUCAAAAUUUUCAGGAAAGAUUGCCUUGAGAGAAGUCGCUCCUCAAGAACAAGUGUAUAUUAGAUAAUGUGUGUGUUUGUACUUAUUCUCAGGAGACUAUGGGUUAGGGCAGAAUACACAAAAAUUAAGCUACCAAAGGCUGCAUGAUUGAAACCAGAUCUCAUUAAAACUAGUUUGCACUUUACAAUUGUAAUCUCAAAGUUGGUGUAAACGGGCAUCUGAUUUCUUAAAUGACAGAGUCACUAGUUACAUCCAUGACCUCCUGGUGAGGCGUAUGUUUACUACCUGUUCCAUUGAGACUCUUAUAACCACAAAUGCUCCAGCUAAGUAGGCCCAAUGAUAGCGCAUUUCCCAAGCUGUGGCCUACAUAUGGACUCCCCACUAAUCACAAAACAGGACCCAAGCAGACACUCAGCUUUUUGUGUUUCCUCUAGAAUGACAUACUUGAUGGUAUGAGUGGGUGAGGGCAAACGAGGAGGAAAAGACAAACCUUUCCUCCUCUAGCAACAGUGGAAUCUGAUAAACUUGAUACAUCCAGGGUUUUUUUUUUAAAUAUAGGUAUGUUACAGUAAUUCUGCAAAAUACCUUGGACCGAACAUGUUAAUUAAAAUCUAUGCAGUAUUUGUACAGUCAUCUGUGGAUUUCAGGUUUGUGAAGUGUUGUUGAACUUUUAUAAAGAGCUUCAGUGUUAAACAAAUGUUUACAUUAACUGGAUUUAAGUUGCUCAAACCAGAGCCUGGGCAUUCACAACUUAAACAAUGUACCUAAGUUCCUCGCUAUUGAUCAAAUGAAUUACUGCUGACUUGUGGUCCACUGCUUUCUUAUGGAUAUGAAUAACACAUUGCUAUCCUGUUGUAAACUUCAACUCAAUACUGAUUCAUUUAGACUUCUAGGGAGCACGCAGCCAUUUGGCCCUUUACACUCAUGCUGGUUCUUUGAACAAUUUGUCAAAUUAGUCUCCGUCCCCAUAACGCAAUGCUAAACAGGUUCCCUUCUGAAAGUUACUAUUGCAUCAGUUUCCAUCACCUUUUCAGUCAGUAAUCCAGAUCAUAGAUUGCUGUAUAAGAAAAUCUCAGUUCCUGUAGUAUUCUUCCUUCCUCUGGCUGCAGAUGUACAAUGUGGAAAAAGCACACAUUUGCAUCUAUUUCCUUAGCUCAUGAUUCCUGGAAUAGGUCACUAGAUUGAAGCCAGAAGCUAUAGUUCAAGAACACCCUACCAAGUGAGUCACUCACUCUUAUUGCCACUGUCGGUGUUUUGGAAAGAUUUGCAGGUUGAUACAUAUUUCACAUUGACUACAUCUUCCAUAGUUGCCAGCUCCCUGACAGGACUGUAACCCAUUCUCCCUGGAUCUUUUGUUAAUUACUUUUAAUCUUAAUCUGUGUCUAGUUACUGGCCCUCCUGCCAUUAAGAAUCAGUUCUCUCCAUCUACUCAAAAUCCUUCCUAAUUCACACUGAUUUUGUAAAUACAUUUGCAGCUAAAGAAUAGUGUGCAAAAUUUGAGGCUCAGGCCGGGUAACUUGAUACACAAAAACUUUCCUUCAGUUUGGCCACUGGCGUGAUGAAGCUUGGUACAAAAUUAAAUGGACCAGAGAACUGAACUUUGCCCAGCUCUAUUGAAAUACAUUGCUGAAAAAAGUUUUUGUAUCCUUUGCUGUUCUGUAGAUUUUAAUGCAUUUACUUUUUAAUGAUGAUAAUUUAAGUUCACUGUAAAAUACUGUACAGUAACUGAAUUCAGGUAAGCUAAAGUUGUGCUGUUUAGAGUGUUUUGUAUAAACGCUGAACAAUGAACAAGUUUCACAAUAAACAUAACCCUGUCUCUA